UCUCUCUCUCUCUCUCUGCUCUCUCUCUCUCUCCACACCACUGAAGCUUCGAAUCUCGGGAGAGUGCUUUUGGCGAUGGUGACACCUAAGGCGGCGCAUUCUCCUUCUCAAUACCUUUUUCCGACGGCCGUUUAGGCUAAUCGGUGCUCUUUCACGUACUAAGGCCUAACCUGAGCCACCGUAUACCUCGGCAAUGGAGGGCCGAGCGGCGGCCUGCUCUUCUCUGUUUGUGGCUAUUGCGACGUUGAUCGCCGGUUUCUUUGCGGCGGUGGAUGCUACUACUGAUCCUAAUGACGUUCAAGGGCUCCAGGUACUUUACACUUCACUAAAUAGUCCUCCACAGCUAACUGGCUGGAAAUCAAGUGGUGGUGAUCCGUGUGGAGAGUCAUGGAGUGGGAUCACCUGUCAAGGUUCUUCUGUUGUCUCUAUCCAGUUAUCUGGAAUGGGACUCAAUGGAACAAUGGGAUAUUUGCUAAACAAACUUGCUUCAGUUACAACAUUAGACAUGAGUAACAACAAUAUUCACGAUUCAAUUCCAUAUCAGUUGCCACCAAACCUCACAAGCUUAAAUGUUGCGGGAAACAAUUUAAGUGGAAAUAUUCCUUAUUCUUUAUCCAAUAUGGGCUCCCUUAAUUACCUGAACAUCAGCCGAAACAUAAUGUCUCAAUCAAUUGGAGAUAUGUUCGCCAACCAUUCUGCUUUAGCCACCUUGGAUAUAUCCUUCAACAGUUUUGCUGGAGAUCUCCCGCCUUCCUUCACGUCACUGACUAAUCUCUCAACCCUUCUAGCACAGAACAAUCAACUUACAGGUUCUCUCGGUGUCCUCGUCGGUUUGCCUUUGACAACUUUAAAUGUCGCAAACAACCAUUUCAGUGGCUGGAUACCUCAAGAACUAAUUACAAUUCCGAACUUCGUAUACAAUGGGAACACAUUUUCUAAUGGUCCUGCUCCACCUCCCCCACCUUACACUGCACCUCCUCCCGGUAGAUCACGCAAUAAUAACGGGACACAAUCUUCUCCUCCUCGAGCUCAUAAUCCUAAUGCCAAUGUCCCUAUAAAUUCGCAUAACGAGCGUAAGAAUGGGUUGACAGCUGGCGCUAUAGUUGGAAUAGUUAUCGGAUGUGGAGUUGGAGCAAUACUUUUGCUGCUUGCACUUGUGUUUUGCCUUAGGAAGGGUAACAAGAAGGAAGUUGCUGCUCGACUCUCGAUAGGAAGUCAAACUGCAAGCAUUGAUAAUGUUGGCACUUUAUUCAUUUUCACCUCAUUCUUACAUUUUCGGGCAUUAUUUCUAGUGAGCAUGGAGAUGCAAACACAAAGGUCAAAGCCGCCUUCAUCUGCAGCAUCUGAUCACUUGAAGUUUCCACCAGUCGAAAGUGUUGCAACAAUCGAAAGGUUACAAGGGAAAAAAAGCGGAUCUUUGAAAAGGGUGAAAUCUCCACUAACUGCUACUUCAUACACAGUUGCUGCUCUUCAAACCGCGACUAAUAGCUUUAGCCAAGAGAAUCUAGUCGGUGAAGGCUCUCUCGGUCGUGUCUAUAGAGCCGAAUUCCCCAAUGGAAAGAUACUUGCCGUAAAAAAAGUCGACAAUUCGGCAUUGUCACUUCAGGAAGAAGAUGAUUUUCUCGAAGCUGUUUCGAACAUGUCACGGUUAAGGCAUCCAAAUAUUGUACCUUUGGUAGGGUACUGUGCCGAGCACGGACAGCGCCUUCUUGUACAUGAUUAUGUUGGUAAUGGCUGCUUGCACGAUAUGCUUCACUUUGCUGACGAUAGGAGUAGGAUGCUGACGUGGAACUCUCGAGUCAGAGUAGCACUCGGGACUGCUCGAGCUUUGGAGUACUUGCAUGAAGUGUGUUUGCCUUCGGUUGUUCAUAGAAACUUAAAGUCGGCAAAUAUAUUACUUGAUGACGAGCUGAAUCCUCACAUUUCAGAUUGUGGAUUAGCUUCUCUGGCACCAAACACCGAACGACAGGUGUCGUCGACCCAGAUGAUAGGCUCGUUCGGUUACAGUGCACCUGAAUUCGCCUUGUCCGGAAUAUAUACUGUGAAAAGUGAUGUGUACAGCUUUGGUGUUGUUAUGCUCGAGCUUCUGACCGGACGAAAGCCUCUAGAUAGUUCAAGGGCGAGAUCCGAACAGUCACUCGUGAGAUGGGCAACUCCCCAACUACAUGAUAUCGAUGCUUUAGCAAAGAUGGUGGACCCCACCCUAAAUGGCAUGUACCCUGCAAAGUCGUUGAGCCGAUUUGCUGACAUCAUCGCUAUUUGUGUCCAGCCCGAACCCGAAUUUCGACCCCCUAUGUCGGAGGUAGUACAAGCGCUUGUCCGAUUAAUGCAGAGGGCAAGCAUUGUGAAAAGACGAUCCAGUGAGGAAUCGGGUUUCGGAUUCAGAACUCCGGACCCUGAACCAAGUGACGAGUUAUGACACUACUCGUCAGGCUAAGCUUGUAAUAAACGUACGCCUUUUGACAUUUUUGGGGACUCCAAGGUUGGCCGAAAGCCGAAAGGUGUGAGAUUUUCCGAUUGAUAAAUGAGAAAUGCCAAAAAAAAAAUGUAAGUAUUUUGAUCACGGUUCAUGAGAGACUCACUUCUUUAUGUGUUUGUUUGUUGUAUACAGUUUCUUGGACUGGCAAUUGUUUUAUUUAUUUAUUUCCAUAUGUGAAACAAUUUUUUUAACUAAAGACAAAUUAGGGAAAGAAAAUGGAAUUGGAUGAUUGUUUGACCAAGUUUCUAGUUCAAUAAUGUUAUUGAAGGAUUUUAAAUUCUUCUAAUAUGUACAUAACGAUAUCUUUUCUGUGUCCCUUGUACUCAAAUGAAGAUAUAUGAUUCAAUUUUU
Molecule: messenger RNA, 2830 nt
Organism: Striga asiatica
Lineage: Eukaryota; Viridiplantae; Streptophyta; Magnoliopsida; Lamiales; Orobanchaceae
Source: the annotation of a GenBank genome assembly